Molecule: messenger RNA, 1373 nt
Organism: Cajanus cajan (pigeon pea)
Lineage: Eukaryota; Viridiplantae; Streptophyta; Magnoliopsida; Fabales; Fabaceae
Source: RefSeq, a predicted model, not a curated record
UAAUCUAGUAAAUGAAUGUCCAAAUGCAAUAAUAGACAAAAUCCUAGAUCAGCUAAUCUUGUUACCGUAGAUUUCAAUAACAUCUUAAGUGUUGAAUUUGAUGAUAUUGCUCAGGAAGGAAUAGCAGUGGGAAGAAGCUUUGCAAUGUUUAAAAAUUACCAUAUUGAUGGCAACAAAGAAAUGAUAGCAAUUGGAACCAUGAACAUAGUGGGUUCUUUCACCUCUUGCUACCUCACAACAGGGCCAUUUUCGCGUUCAGCGGUGAACUACAAUGCUGGAUGCAAGACAGCAGCAUCCAACAUUAUAAUGUCAAUUGCAGUAAUGUUGACAUUGUUAUUCCUAACACCCUUGUUCCAUUACACUCCUCUGGUGGUUCUUUCAGCCAUUAUUGUAUCAGCAAUGCUUGGCCUCAUAGACUAUCAAGCAGCCAUUCAUCUUUGGAAGAUUGACAAAUUUGAUUUUGUCGUGUGCAUGAGUGCAUACAUUGGUGUGGUCUUUGGCAGCGUUGAAAUUGGCUUAGUCAUAGCUGUUGCAAUAUCAGUACUUCGGAUACUUCUAUUUGUUGCAAGGCCAAGGACAUUUGUUUUGGGACACAUUCCAAAUUCUGUGAUAUACAGAAAUGUUGAGCAAUAUCCAAAUGCAAAACACGUUCCUGGAAUCCUAAUUCUAGAGAUUGAUGCACCAAUUUACUUUGCCAAUGCAAGCUAUUUAAGAGAAAGGAUCACAAGGUGGAUUGAUGAAGAGGAAGACAGAAUCAAAGCUACAGGGGAGACAAGUUUGCAGUAUGUUAUUAUGGAUAUGAGUGCUGUUGGGAACAUAGAUACAAGCGGAAUAAGUAUGCUUGAAGAGGUCAAGAAGAUUACUGACAGAAGAGAGCUACAAUUUAUUUUGGUCAAUCCUGGAAGUGAGGUGAUGAAGAAAUUGAACAAAUCGAAGUUCCAAAAUCAUUUAGGUCAGAAAUGGAUCUAUCUAACUGUUGAAGAGGCCGUUGGAGCAUGCCACUUCAUGCUCAGUGAAUCCAAAAUGAACCCCAAGAAAGAUGGAUCAGAGGGUUGGAACAAUGUGUGACCGAGUCAUAUGCCAAAGAACAUUCUUAAUAGCUCACAAAGCUUAUUCGUUUUCGUCUCAGUUAUGUUACCACUACAAUAUGUGGCAUGAGAAUUUGUGAAUCUUGCCGCAGAAGUUUUAGAAGCAUUAGAAAAUGAAAGAUGCACGGGUCUUAUAAUUUCUCGGCUUUGCAUCCUUAGAAGAAAAUAUCCUACGUAGGCUGUUGAAUCAUUAUGUAAUAUGUAUCAUGCUUGAUAAUCUAUUCAAAUGUAAAGUAACUGCCAUGAGAAUUAAAAAAAUCCUUUGGAAACGUCUUAGAACUAGAA